AUGGCUCCACGCAUCUACAACGUUUCCGACUGGGCCCCGACUCAGGAGGCCAUCUACGACGAGCCGUCCUCUAGUUCCGCCAUCCAAGAAGACGAAGCCAGCGGACAGCAGCUUCAAACUACUAGACCAUCCUUUCAACAGCACCGCCUUCGCAGCAUGAGCCUCUCUCUCCCAUGGCGGCGCAAGUCCUUCAUGCUCCACGCCGAUACCGACCUGGCCAGCCAUAUGGAAGACCUUACUCUCGAGCGAUCACGAAGCCACGGCGGCCCCAGCAACGAGCAGAACCCGGCCCAGGGUACCAACGCGACAGCACAAGGCAAUGGAAGCAUCAAAGGAAUGAUCCGUCGGGCAUCAGUCUCGCUAAAGGGCAUCGUCCAUCACAAGCGACACUCCAUCGGCGGUGCUCACCACGAGAUCCCGAGUCAGCAUCACGGCCACCGCCCGACCACUUCGCACUCACACUUCCCCUGGCAACGCCUUCGUCAGGCUGCCAGCUUCCGCCACUCCAAGUCAUCCCAUGGCUUCGACGCCAACAGCGAGGCCUCCUCUUCCGGCCAGUGUUUCCCAUGUAUGCCCCUUCCCGGCAUCGGCGGAGAGCCUCCCGUCAUCCCGUACCACACGGGUGCCGCGGCGAAGGCUGCCGCCGCGGCGCAGAACCAGAUGUUGCAGAACAAGUGGCUUCGUGCUUCCCAGGACGAUUUCACCGACCGCGAGAGCGGUAUCGGCAUUACUGUCACAAGCGCUGAAUCAGAAAUCGAGCUGGAGGCGGAGGACGCCAAUAUCAGCAGGACAGACUUCAUUUCCCAGCUCCCAGUGGAGCUCGCCAUCCAAAUUCUCGCCCAUUUGGACGCCACGGCGCUCAACACCGCAAGUAGAGUUUCCCGCUACUGGCAGAGAAUGGUACAAAACCAGCACGUUUGGCGCGAGUCCUUCCUGCGAGAAAAGACGGGCACCUAUGCGACCAGUCUUCCCGUUCAGCCGGGGACCGGCCAGGGCGUGCCCGCCAUCACGCCCGGUGUCGACUGGAAGCAGAUCUACAAGUCCAAGGAAGAGCUUGACUUGCGAUGGAAAGAGGGAAAGGCGAGGCCAGUGUAUCUCAACGGGCACUUGGAUAGUAUCUACUGCCUGCAGUUUGAUGAAUCGAAGAUCAUCACUGGCUCUCGUGACAAGACCAUUCGCAUUUGGGACAUGCGGACGUUCGAAUGCCGACUUGUCAUCGGUCCUCCUGAAGUUGUCAACGACAUUUCUUUGCUGAUUGAUGAAGACGGCUUGCCCAUUCACUACGCGACCCUGCCCGACAACCCGCGCGCAAACCCGUCGACGCCUGCUCUGGUUUCCUUCCCGACUCACCACAAGGCGUCCAUCCUGUGUCUGCAGUAUGAUGAGCGCAUCCUGGUGACGGGCUCUUCCGAUUCGACCUGUAUUGUGUACAACGUCCGCUCUGGAUACCGGCCGAUUCGUCGUCUUCGUCACCACACUGCCGCUGUGCUGGAUCUCGCCUUCGACGACAAGCACAUCAUCACCUGCAGCAAGGACAUUAGCAUCUGCGUCUGGGACCGUGCUACAGGCCAGCUUCUUCGUCAACUUCGUGGGCACUCCGGCCCUGUCAACGCUGUUCAGAUGCGUGGAAACACCAUCGUCUCGUGCUCCGGCGACUUCCGUGUAAAGCUCUGGAACAUUGACACCGGCAAGAACAUCCGCGAAUUCCAGGGCCACACCAAGGGUCUGGCGUGCUCUCAGUUUUCCGAGGAUGGCCGCUACGUUGCGUCAGCCGGCAACGACAAGGUCAUCCGCAUUUGGGACGCCAACACGGGCGAGUGCCUCCGCGAGAUGAAGGCCCACGACAACCUUGUGCGCAGCCUGCACAUCGACUCCGUAAGCGGUCGUCUUGUCAGCGGCAGCUACGACACCGACAUCAAGGUUUUCGAUAUGGAGACCGGUCGGCAACUGCUCGACUUCCCUCGUUGGCACGCUAGUUGGGUGCUGAGCGCGAAGAGCGACUACCGUCGGAUUGUCAGCACCGGUCAGGACCCCAAGAUCCUGAUCAUGGACUUUGGCGCCGAUGUUCCGGGCAUCGACAACCUCGAGAGCGGCGGCGCUUGCAUGAUCGACGGAGGAUACAUCUAG
Molecule: messenger RNA, 2127 nt
Organism: Colletotrichum gloeosporioides
Lineage: Eukaryota; Fungi; Ascomycota; Sordariomycetes; Glomerellales; Glomerellaceae
Product: Beta-TrCP
Exons: 2
Coding region: 1-2127 (708 amino acids)
Molecular function (GO): protein binding
Source: RefSeq, a predicted model, not a curated record